Molecule: messenger RNA, 4418 nt
Organism: Cylas formicarius (sweet potato weevil)
Lineage: Eukaryota; Metazoa; Arthropoda; Insecta; Coleoptera; Brentidae
Gene: GIIIspla2
Product: phospholipase A2 isozymes PA3A/PA3B/PA5
Exons: 5
Coding region: 2663-3595 (310 amino acids)
Biological process (GO): phospholipid metabolic process; arachidonate secretion
Molecular function (GO): A2-type glycerophospholipase activity
Source: RefSeq, a predicted model, not a curated record
UUGCUAUUAAACUCGAAUAUACGACCACCAACAAACUUUGAUAAUUGUCAGGCAAUUCAUUAUUGACUCUGAGAGUAAAGAUAUUUUUUGUGGGAAGAUGGUUUUGGUAUUUAUUCACAUCGGUAUAUUAAUGUUUCGAGUAUCUACGGUCACGAUUACAGAGGCCGCAAUCAACGUUCAAUAUUGAACUGAGGUAUAUCUACUAGAUAUUAUUGAUGUUAUUGAUGCUAUUAUCUAAUUAAAAAAAAAAGUUUAAAAUUUUAAUUUAGUCUGCAAUAUCUGAAUCUUGUUACUUUAAAAAAAUCGAUGAAAUCGAAUAUUUUAAAAGUAUCUACGCUGGUUGGUUAGUAAGGGGCAACUCAUCGGGAAGUACUAAAAAAAAAUCAAACCAAAAAUCUUGAACCGUUUGUCGGAACGCAAAAAUUCUUGAACCAACACGGGCAAGAUUUUGGGGCACGAACUUCUUUGUACAUGAUGUACCAAAUGUCAAGAUGGUGUACUAGUUAUACGCCAACAAAUGAAAAUUGAGUUCUCCUUAGAAAGCUUGCUUGGCGAAUCAUAUGAAAGCGCUAGGCAACCUGUCUUGGAGGAAGUAUGAAAAAAAAUGAGAAGGUUUAUUCAAUGCGCGAGAUUUAAAAUUCUGUUGUUAACAACUGACCUUGAGGCAUGCAACAACCAACAUGGCCGGGGACAAAUCGCCUAUAAGUUUGAAUGCGGCAUUUUUGCGGCAGUAUCUUCUGAAAAUAUGCCUCGAUCUAGUUAAAUGUUCCGAGUUAAGUGUGUGAAAAUCACUAUUAGGUAAUAUUAUAAGAUAAAAACUGAUGGAAUCGCUGAAAAUGGCUCAAAGUGCAGAUUAUUUGGUGAACUAUAGAGGCAUGCACGGAAAACUAUUUCAUUUUUGUGUAGUAGGGUUAACUUUAUAUGUUGAAGGCUAAGUGUUGUAGUAUAGGCUAUCAUCAGCCACUCCACAAAUAGAAAGAAGACCUUGAUCAGAGUCAGUGUUUAAAAAAAUCAUUAUUCGCGUAUAAAAUUUUCCUAAAAGGACUCAUUAAUUCGGUUUACAUUAGUUGAUAACUUAAUAAUUCCUAACCCAGUAAUUCAUUCGACUUUGAAUAAGAGUAUUUAUAACAAAUUAUUUAAAAAUUAUCAUAUUUGCCGAAAAAAAAUAACCCCUUCAAAAAUUAGGGGGUAAAAUAAGUUGGUACCUCCCCUUUACCAGCAGUAACUUUUAUGGAUCACUCAGUAUGAAUUUCAUUUAAACUAUUUUACAAAUAAUUUAAAUAAACUUUUUUUUUUUAAAUAACCAAACUAACUUUAUUUUUUAAUAUUUUAUUUAUCCUGGAACAUAGCGGAACAGUUAUUGAAAAACUCAGUAUAUAUUAAUUUACUUUUUUGUAUUUUAUUUGUAUUUGUAUUUCAACAAGUUGUAUAUUUGCAUUGAUAAUAAAAAUCUCAGGAUCUUGAGCAAAUUAAUUUAUUGUAUUGUACUUCUCCAGAUCCUCGCUUAUCGUGAGCUAAAAUUGAUCCACAUUCGUCACACUGAAUAUACAUCAACAGCGAAAGUUACAUCAGUGGAUUCGACCUUUCGAAAAAAGCAGAUUGUUAAUUUGAAUUGAAUGACGACAUGACAACGUAUAUUUCUGCACAUUAUUUAAAAAUAAAAUCUAAUUCAGUAUUUUGAUGUUCCUUACCUAAAUACAUGCAAAAUGCAAUAGUCUAUAAAAUAUUACUUCCUUUGGCCAAUACAUUUUUUAAUAAUAUUAGGAGGACUUAAAUAUUUCCAAUUUCUAAGAGCGACAAUGUGUAUUCGCCUUUUUCGAUUUUUUUUUAAGAUGUUAGGUUUGAUUAGAUUAAAGUAUAUUUUUUAUAAAUAUAUAAAGAAAAUAUUGUUUGACUACCAAAAAAUAAGGUGCAAAUAAUUUCGGUAAGAAUAUAUUGGAGAAAUAAAGUAACGAGAAUGUUCCCAUUUAUAUACAUCAAUAAGAGAAAUACAACAAUAACCAUUAUUAGCCCUAUUUUUUUAUUUGUAAAAUUUCACAUCAAUAAAAUAUGGACUUAAAAAAAAACUAAAGUCCUAAAAAAAACGCGACCCUUACGUCUGUGGCCCUACGAGUGCCGAAGAUUUCAACGCUCGCACAGGUAGGGAAAGGUAAACUCAACUUGCCGCGUCGGAAUAUCAAGGACGAUAAAACCUAAGGACGACGCCAACAAUAGAAAAGGAUCAAAUCCGGGGGUGCGUGCGGAAAAUCGCGUGUAGGAGGGUCCUCGAAUCGGCUACCGAAGAAAAGUCUCGGCAGGCUGCGCUUCCACAUAAUAGCCUACCAGGAUCCUAAAAGUCUUCGACAAAAGCUGAGACCACGAAAAGUGCAUCAUUCAGUAUCACGGCACACGCGGGCAGUGAUCGAGUUUAGUCAAGGAGGCGGCGAAACGUGCGGCAUAUACACGCGCCGUAGCGCGGUUUUUUCGAAUUCGGAUAUUUUUGUGCCGCAGUUUUUUUUUUUCGAUCGUUAUUCCAUUAGAUUAUUGUUUGUGUCGUUUGUGGUAAGUGAGCCGGCGACGUUUGGUACCAUGAAAAUACCAAACGCAAUCUAACAUGUUUCUUCCUUGCGCCGGUCAUCUUAGUGUACUUUCUUCGUUAACAAACCCACCCUUUCAUCGGUGAAUGUGGAAGGUUACGAAGCAGUGCCCCAGGUGCAUUAGCCACCUCCUGGUGGCAGUUUUGAUCUCCGCUGCGGUGGCUUCUGAAAUCACCGACUUCGUUUCUGUAAACACUUUACCUGAUGGAGAAGUAGAGGCCAGGAUUUUCUAUAAGGGCGUCGCUGCGAAAGACACUAGUAUUGGACCGCUUUCCAAUACGGGCAUUCACUUUCGCCAACUAUCAGACGGAAAGCACCUCAUCCAGUUAAUUUACGACGAAAACAACCUACUUAGAGACUGCGAAUUCGGCCACCAGAGGGCGCAAGUGAAAUCGUUCCUAACAAAUUUUAAGAAAGAUCUGAACAAUCUGAUAUCUACCUCGAAUAUUAGUGUCAUUUCUCUGGACGGCAAACGGUUGCCAGAAGAAUAUACGUGGUUAAAUUAUACGAGGUUGCGCGAAAUUUGCCAUAUGAAGCAUUUGGAAAUCAAAACCGACGCAGACGCCAUGAUAAGAAAUAAUAAAACACUUCCCGAUCAAAGGUCCAAGAGAGACAUCUCAGACCUUCUACGCGUACCUGGUACCAAAUGGUGUGGUAAAGGGUAUUCCGCUGAUAAAUAUACCCGACUAGGAGGGUUUUCUAGGACAGACAAAUGUUGCAGAAGGCACGACCUCUUCUGCCCGUUCUGGAUCGGAGGGUUCGAAACCAAGUACGGAUUGUUCAACUGGAGGAUGAAUACGUUGAUGCACUGCAACUGUGAUGAAAGAUUCCGUACGUGUUUGAAGAUGGUCCGGUCGAGCGACGCAAACUUGGUCGGGAAAUUGUUCUUCAACGUCGUUCAAACCAAAUGCUUUAUCCUCAAACCGAAGAAGAGGUGCGUGCGUACCUCGUGGUGGGGAAAAUGCGAAAAGCACAAAAUGAUUAAGCAGGCGGUCCUUAGAAACAAUUUACCCUAUUAAUAUGUCUCGUGUGUAGCAUGAAACGACUAAGCGAAUUGUGUAUUACAAGGGAUUUUUGCCACAUUACUUUCUAAAUGUUGAUAUUUGGCAAAAAAACUACAGAUUAAGCUUAACGAAAAGUUCCCUUGCAGCUUUAAUUGAUUUUUCUGUUUCUUUUUUAUUAGGGCCAAUUGUAGCAACGUAGUAUUUUAUUACUAAUGUGAUCAUAGAUAAGCAAUAUUGUAAAUAAAAUACAACUAUAUACGUCACUGUUAAAAGACCAAAACAUCUGUAUGGCGAUGAAGGCGUUUUAAUUAUUCUACUGCGCUCUUCUGUAGUCCAAUUAAAAAUUAACUAAAACAUUUUUAUUUUUCAUUGUUAUCGCCGGCCGCUUGUUUUGCGAAUGAAUUAUGGUUUUCUGUAAAUAACUGUAAAUAUUUCCUCAUUUUUAGGACCGCCGCGUACUUAAUAAUCAAUUUCUGUAAAUGUGCUUAAUCGUUUAUAUUCUAACGUAACGGUAGCCUCUAGGUGGUUUUAACAUACAGGGUCGUCUUAAAUCAAUAAAAUUAAUGAAAUCAUAGCUAACUCAUAACCGCCAUCCCAACUUUAUAACGUAAGAAUAUCAUAUCAUUCCCUUUGCUUUUAUGUGUUAAUCCGGCAACGGUUGUAAAUUUAUUACUAGUUGUGUAAAUUUUUUGUAAACGUUUGAUUAAACGUAUUCCUGUGUUAUACAUAAGCAAAUAAGGACGCAAACUCUGUGCUGCCAUUUUAUUCGAUCUAGAUCAUUGCUGUAACAUUGAAAAAUACAUUUUAUUUUAUUUAUUUACCUAUUAGCGUGGUAUUU